This is a messenger RNA of Ambispora gerdemannii, 423 nucleotides long. The record is from the annotation of a GenBank genome assembly. NCBI's taxonomy places the organism in Eukaryota, Fungi, Glomeromycota, Glomeromycetes, Archaeosporales, Ambisporaceae.
AUGCCGUCUAUCUCGUUGAAAAAGCCGACUGUUACAUACGCAAAAAAUGGUGUCGGCUCUUAUGUACUACAAUGUCGAAAAAUGGUUUUUCAUUAUUGUGAAAGGGGUGGGAGUAGUCGUGGAAUGAUUGAAUACUUGAAAAAAGAUCUAAUUCCAUUCGCGAAAGCAAACCCAGAAGUCGAGAUCAUGGUAAAGCCUCGACCAUCUAGACAUCCGUGUAUUCGUGGAUGGUAUUUAAAUGGCCGCGACAAAGUGAUUUGCGUUCGAAAAAUGAAAGCAUCAGAAAUUGGCAAAGUAGCCGAAUACAUUCGCGAUCAUAGUGGUCAGAAAGCUACUACUCGAUUCAAGAAACCGGUUAUUUCCACGACUGAGAGUGUUCGUGGUAUCUGGAGUGCUUUUCAUACGCAAAAACACGUUAUUUGA